UGGAAAGUCAGCCAGUAACAUUUGGUAAAAUGAUUCGACUGAGUGCGGUUCUAUUGAUGCUCGGAUUGGCAUGCUUCGAAUUUGGUAAUAUUGCAGCCGAAUGUGCUGAGCCCACUAUGGGAUUAAAUAGUCUUCUGCAAUUGGAGGCGGUGCUGGUGAAGCACUUGGAGUCUUAUGUGGACAAGGUGCAGAAUGAGCAAGAGACGAUUUCAAGUUACUUGACCGACAUCGACAAUUUGCACGAGCAUAUGAAUAGUACGGAGGAGUACUAUGGUAAUCCAAUCAACGCGUUCUUGACCAUUAAUCGGUUCGCCAGCCUCUGGAAGCAUGAGAUAUUUGAUGUGUUGCUGGCAAACAAUACGCAUAGCGAAUACAUUAAUGCGAUCGAUAGCGAGAUGGAUAAAAAGAAACUUAGAGGACCCACGAAUGAGGAUCUCCUCAUCGCCGCUGGCAAUCUAUUGGAUAUGCAGGAGCUCACAGGCAUUCCCACCUCAGAGCUAGCCAACGAAGUUGUGCUGAGGGAUUUCUAUACUGACAAGAAUGUGACUCUGAGCGCCAGCGAAUGCUACGAAAUCGGAAGAAGUUUUUAUGACCUGCAGAGCUAUGAAUAUGCAGCUCAGUGGCUACAGCAGGCACGCAAGCGUGCAUCUCUGGAAACCUCGGCGAGUGCCAGUAAAAUACAUAUUCUGGAACACCUUGCUCUGGUAUACAAGAAGCUAAACAACACCAAGCUCGCUUAUAAGCUCACAAACGAAAUUCUAAAACUCGAACCGACCAAUCAGGCAGCCCUCAAUACUAAAACCUUGCUACAAACGGAGCUGCUGCUCGAUCGCAUAAGGAUAUCAAAGGUAACGGUGGAUGAGCAAACGGAUGAGAACCACUUAGAGCUUUAAUGGCAAUUGAUUUCACGAAUAAAAUUGAUAUCUAAUUGAAUAUAUUGUUAUUAAAUUAAACUAUGUAAAGUUGUGUAUGUAAAGUUGAGUGUUUCAGCAGAGAUAAAAUUUGUUGGACAAUGUGUUAAAAUUAAUAUUAAAGUCAGAAAUAUAUAGCAGCGUAAUAUAAACAUUAUAUCAAUAAAGUGCAUAUACAUAUAUACGUAUAUAUAUGUAAGACAAUAUGUAUUCCUGACAUACCCUAUUCAAAUAAACUCAAAAUGGGGAAAAAGGUAAACAAUACAAAUAUUUUCCGAGCAAUAAAAUCAAUUUUAUUUUACAUAUA
Molecule: messenger RNA, 1218 nt
Organism: Drosophila mojavensis
Lineage: Eukaryota; Metazoa; Arthropoda; Insecta; Diptera; Drosophilidae
Product: prolyl 4-hydroxylase subunit alpha-1
Exons: 2
Coding region: 30-893 (287 amino acids)
Cellular component (GO): endoplasmic reticulum
Molecular function (GO): protein binding; procollagen-proline 4-dioxygenase activity
Source: RefSeq, a predicted model, not a curated record